AUGGCCAUUAUUUUGCAGGGUUCGAGGACGAAGAUAGUCAAGAAACGCAAGGAUCUUCUCCGAAUAUUCCAGGGGAGGAAAAUUGCACAAACAAUGCCUUUAAGCUUAAUCUCAAGAGUAAGAUUAAGGCUUCCCAGAGUUUGCGAUGGGUUAUUGUGUUCACUAUUACUAUCUGGCACUGUUGGAAAUGGCGUUCUCGUUCAACUUUCAAUCCUGACUAUGAGCCACCUUCCAAUCCUCAUCACACAAUUCUUUAGUGUGCUAAGGAAUGAUUUGAUAUUAAUAAGAUGGUUAAUGAGUUAUGGAGUCUCCUUAGAGGCUCCUUGGCUUAGAAUAAGGGUAUUAGGACCCUUGAUAUUGAAUGCGACUUUUAUCUAUUGUUUCUCUGAUGGCCAAGAACAAAACAGAGAUGUUGACCACCUUGCUAGUUUGGGGUAUGAUUUACCUUUUGGGCUUCUUAAUUUUAAGUCAGCUCAGGAUUCUAUUUCGAACAUCUUGUUGAACGAUGUGCUAGGAAGGGCCUUUGAGAGGGCUGUGAUCUGUUAG
Prunus armeniaca (apricot) is the source of this 546-nucleotide messenger RNA. The record is from the annotation of a GenBank genome assembly. NCBI's taxonomy places the organism in Eukaryota, Viridiplantae, Streptophyta, Magnoliopsida, Rosales, Rosaceae.